Messenger RNA from Drosophila pseudoobscura, 869 nucleotides. RefSeq lists its product as uncharacterized. The transcript has 3 exons. NCBI's taxonomy places the organism in Eukaryota, Metazoa, Arthropoda, Insecta, Diptera, Drosophilidae. The record is from RefSeq and is a predicted model, not a curated record. Bases 486 to 869 code for a protein of 127 amino acids.
GUGUUCGAAAUGUAUAAGUAUACCUCGCUGACCCUGAGCACCGUUGUGAUGAAAUGUUUCAAAUGGUAUAAAGUGUGGUUUUUUAUUUUUUUUUCACUUUUUGGUUUUUUUAUAAAAAAAAUAAUCACUUUAUGCUUAAACCUAAGUGGAAAAAAACGAAAUAAAUAUUCCUAGAAACUUAGAAUUUUUAAAAUUUUAUUUUUUUGUGUUUUACACCGCACGCUCCUGACUAUACUGAUAUUUUUCCAGUAUUCUCACACAACAUCGAAUUUGACAUUUGGGGUUUUGUGGGGCAUGGAUUGCUUGCUCAAUAUUUACUUCGGGACUUCGGGACUUGGGGGCAAUAUUUUAUUCUCCUGGGCAGUAGGCUGUGCUUGUUCACUCCGAUCAAACACGAAUCAGUCUUCAUGAUGGCCCAUUCGAUCAGCUAAUGUCGGCAUCCGUUCCUGGAUGUGGUCGGUAAUCUUUUAGCACGAAUAAGAGUUAUGGAAAAAGUGGCAUUGCGACAGUGCGUAUCAUACGAAUCAGUGUCCUGGGAUGGAGGCGACGCGACGCGACGCUGCUGGGCCAUUGUCCGGCUGCUAAUUUAUCGGGAUAAUUGCCAAAUGACCAAAUGGGGAGGGGAGUGGUGGAAGGAGCAGAGCCAAGACCAGGAGCAGGAGCAGGAGCACGACUGGUCGUGGGCCAGUAAAGUGAUCUUUGGGUGCCCAUAUUGUACUCAUAUGAGCCGAACAAGCGAAGCGAAAAUCGUAUGGAGGCCAAACUUAAUUAAAUGGUUUCUAAAUGGAUUUAAUUAUCAGCUUAAAUUUCAAAGAGGAGGCGUCCUCUUUAUACUUCUGAGAACUGUUCAGAGAUUGCUCCAUAACUGA